UGUAAACAGGUAAACCAUUGUCCAUAAAUAUUAUUUAAGAUUGUUUUUCUAUUUCAGUAAAUAAGUAGUUAUUAUUUUAUUUAUUAUUUUGUUUAUGAUUCGCAAUUAUUGAAGCUAUUCAAAACGUUCACACAUUUGUAACUACAUUUUGAAGAGGAUGACUUAGUAGUUUUGAAUGGAAAAUUUAGCUAUGAGUUCAUCAUAGAAAACCAAAUGAAACUCAUGUGUGCUCUAUUGUGCGAUAUACAGCUAUUGUUUAGUCAUUAACGUAUUAAAUAAUGUCGGCCUUAGAAAGUAUUGAUUGUUUAUUUUCAAAUACAAUUCGAUAUGGAGCCUAUUAGUGAGAGCAGAAGUCCAAAGAGAGAGCUAGAGCAGUCUGCAGUGAAUGAUUCAGUAAAUAUAAGACAAUGUCUAGAGAGUAAUGGUAAAUUGAAAUUUCCAGAACAAAUUAAACAGAAAUGUGAAGAGUUGGCUAUGAUCCAACUAGAUUCUAAUAUUAAAGUCAUUGAAAAUAAUUGUGAAACAGUAUCAAAUUCCAAACCAAAUGUUGAAGUAUCACAACAUACUGCUGAUGAUAACCACGAGAAUCAUAAUAACUCUGAUAAAAAACCUGAUGAUGAGAUUGGUUUUAAUAUAAAUUCAGAAAAUGCAGUCAUAGGAGAAAUUGAAGAUCCUAGAAAUAAACAUUUGACUGAAGUUGAAAGUAGUGAUUUGAGUGCUUUAAAUCCUAAUGCAGAGAAAACAGAGCCAGAUAAUACAGCUGAUAGAAAUCAAGCUUCUGUACAAAAUUCUGAUCAAGCAUCUUUACCUUUAACUCAAAUCCCAUUUCGAGAAAAAUGUAAAUAUGGAAACACAUGUUAUAGGUUAAAUACUGAACACAAAGAUAAAUUUAGUCAUCCUGGAGAUACUGACUAUGAUGAUCCUGAUAAUAGGCCAGAAUGUCCUUAUGGAAUUUUAUGUUAUCGUAAAAAUCCACAGCAUAAAUUAGAUUAUAAACAUACUGCAACUAAACGUAAAAGAACUCAAAAUCCUAUGGGAACCACAUUAUUAGAUGGUUUAUCAGACUUUGAAGAUUCAAUGGAAGAAUCUGUGGAUGAGUCUGAAUAUGAUGAUUCUUUUAUAGAUGAUGAUGAUCUCGAUGAUGAUGAAUUUGAUAGUGAUUUGGAGUUUGAUGAUUUAGAUGAUGAAAAUGAUUAUAACUCAGAUGAUGAAGAUGAAAAAGAGACAAAGAAAAGGAAAAAGAAAAAUGAGGCAAAAGAAAAGAAAAAGAAAAAAACUAAAAAUAACUAGGAACUUAGUAAAAUACAAUAUAGAAUUAUACAAAAAUUUUUCAGAUAAGGAUAUAUUUUUAUAAUAUAAAUAUGAAAUCUUACAAAUUAUACUUAAUUCACUUGAUAACCCUCAUCAU
Messenger RNA from Phymastichus coffea, 1408 nucleotides. Its product is annotated as aprataxin and PNK-like factor. The coding region runs from base 328 to 1290 and encodes 320 amino acids. Gene Ontology annotation, cellular component: site of double-strand break; nucleus. The record is from RefSeq and is a predicted model, not a curated record. The transcript has 5 exons. Gene Ontology annotation, molecular function: DNA-(apurinic or apyrimidinic site) endonuclease activity; 3'-5' exonuclease activity. NCBI's taxonomy places the organism in Eukaryota, Metazoa, Arthropoda, Insecta, Hymenoptera, Eulophidae. Gene Ontology annotation, biological process: double-strand break repair.